AUGCCUCCCCAGGGCGAUGGAGAAUAUAAACCUGUAGCAGUGUCGGCGGUCCCACCGGUUCCCCCUCGGAGGGUUCGGAGCAGAGAGUCGUUUUCGGGCUCCAAGUGUUGGUCCGGUGGCGGAGAGCGCAAAGUGAAGUGUGUGCUUGUCGGUGACGGCGCAGUUGGAAAGACGAGCUUGAUUGUCAGCUAUACCACAAAUGGAUAUCCAACUGAAUAUGUCCCAACUGCUUUUGAUAAUUUUUCAGGUAACUUGACAAAUAUGUGCCUUUUGAAGUCAGGUAGGCUAUUAGGACCUAUUGUGGUCCUAUUGGCAUAUGCAAUUAAUUGUUUUUCUCAGGCCCUUUUAACAGCACAUUUAACAGGUAAAUUCUUGAUUAGCCUAUAUUUCUACUCAGCCUCAGACUGACAGCAAUUUUAAAUUCAGCUUGAGUAAAAUUUCUGCCAACUGUCUGCUGCCAUACAUUGGCAACAGGAAGACUAUGGUAAUUAUUAUACACAAUAGUUUGUCCAUAACAACACUGUUCUGGCCUUAACAGUAGUUAAUGGCAUUGUGGUUACCAAUUUAUUCUUUGUUAUAUUGGCUGAUUAAAUUUAUAAUUUGUUGUAUUUUUUCUUUCAGCGGUUGUGGCAGUUGAUGGCAAGCCAGUGAAACUGCAGCUUUGUGACACAGCUGGGCAGGUUUGUAAUUAAAAUACACCUCUAGGACAGUUUCAUAUGAUCGCUACACUCCUGGAAGUGUAAAGGAUUAGUUACAAACAAACAAAGUUGACCUUUUUGCUGUUCCUAAAAUGUCUCAAACUUCUUCUAACCCCCUAUGCAUUACUAGGCUACUACAUGUACAGAAUGGGUUCAAAUGGUCUACUAGUGUAGGGGAGAUAAGGGAUCUGUCUAAAUUGAUGUGCUCCAGUAGUGUUUUUGUCCUGUCAUUUACAUUUUAGUCAUUUAGCAGAUGCUCUUAUCCAGAGCGAUUUACAGUUAGUGAGUGCAUACAUUUUCAUACUGGCCCCCUGUGGGAAUCGAACCCACAACCCUGGCGUUGCAAACGCCAUGCUCUACCAACUGAGCUACACGGGACCAGUCAUGAGUCUUCACCAUAAAUGAGGUUACUCAGAUAAAUGCUGUCUCCCCCACAUGGGAGGGGGUAACAGGCUUGGGGGGAUUACAGAUAGGAAACCUUAUAAGUGUAAUGAAUUGAAUAUGAGCCUGGAAAGGAAACGUAGCUUCGGCACAGCUGGGGCUGCUCAGAGGAGAUGGGUCUGUUUCUGAGGAGCAGAGCAGGCUGGAGAGAGUCAGCAGUGGAAAACAGCCCAGGAAAGCAGGCCAAGAGAGAUCCAGAGCGGUUCUGUCUAGACACAGAGAGUCCCUGGCUGGAGGCUGAGCUCUGUGGGUUCAUAGGGUUCUGCUUUGUCUCUUUGCAGUGAGGCUCUAAGCCGAUGAGCUUUUCAUUAGACACCAAUGAUCUUUUCAAUUGUUUUGAAAUUAUUUUUUACAAGACAAUGCAAGCAAUAUCAUAGUUAUAGCAUAGUUAAACCUUGGUUACAUAGAAAAAUAAUCAAGAUGACAUUUCCGUUUGCAUGAAUAUUUUGCCCCAGCUGCCCGCCCAACCCCAUGAUGUGCUGCAAAUGUGAGAUAAUGGCUGAGCCAAUUCAACAAAAUAAUAGUUAUUACCUUUUCAAAGAUCAAUGUCACCCUACUCCCCUGGGCAUAACUGAGUCUGUGUAUUUAGCAUACUAAGCAUGCAGAAGACUGCCUGAAUACCAACCACAGGGUCCCUCACAGUCAAUGUUUUAGUAUUUUAUUGGGAUCCCCAGUAGCUAGUGCUGAAGCAGCAGCAACUCUUCCUGGGGAUGUUGUUGACCUCAUUGGGUUCCUGAUACCACUAAUUAACUCCCAGCCAAUCAGAAAUGAUCUGGAGACCCUUUGCUGCUACCCUCUGAAGAGGGAAAUGCACUAUUAAAAUCUCUUUCAGGAAGCAAUGGGUACACACAAGCUGGGUGUAUCAGAGAAACAGAUGAGAGAGAGCGAUGGAAUGCACGUUUGUCAAUUAACAACAAAAUAUAAUCUCAGUGGAAUGCCAGCGUUAUCGUCCCUCCAAUAGAACUAGAUGUAUUGGAGAUAUGCAAACGUAAUCUGAAUGUUGUGUAAUAAGCAAAGAUAAGCACACAUAUUGGCGUCAGUGCAAUGGCCCAUGGGUUGGAUGUUUACCGCUGGAACUCCCCUGCAAUGCUGAGCUGCCACUAAUGUCACCGCUCCACUCAGAGGCUCUUUAGCUGGUGAUAUAAAUGAUGUCACCGCUCCACUCAGGGGCUCUUUAGCUGGUGAUAUAAAUGAUGUCACCGCUCCACUCAGGGGCUCUUUAGCUGGUGAUAUAAAUGAUGUCACCGCUCCACUCAGAGGCUCUUUAGCUGGUGAUAUAAAUGAUGUCACGCUCCACUCAGAGGCUCUUUAGCUGGUGAUAUAAAUGAUGUCACCGCUCCACUCAGGGGCUCUUUAGUUGGUGAUAUAAAUGAUGUCACCGCACCACUCAGAGGAUCUUUAGCUGGUGAUAUAAAUGAUGUCACCGCUCCACUCAGGGGCUCUUUAGUUGGUGAUAUAAAUGAUGUCACCGCACCACUCAGAGGAUCUUUAGCUGGUGAUAUAAAUGAUGUCACCGCUCCACUCAGGGGCUCUUUAGUUGGUGAUAUAAAUGAUGUCACCGCUCCACUCAGGGGCUCUUUAGCUGGUGAUAUAAAUGAUGUCACCGCUCCACUCAGGGGCUCUUUAGCUGGUGAUAUAAAUGAUGUCACCGCUCCACUCAGGGGCUCUUUAGCUGGUGAUAUAAAUGAUGUCACCGCUCCACUCAGGGGCUCUUUAGCUGGUGAUAUAAAUGAUGUCACCGCUCCACUCAGGGGCUCUUUAGCUGGUGAUAUAAAUGAUGUCACCGCUCCACUCAGGGGCUCUUUAGCUGGUGAUAUAAAUGAUGUCACCGCUCCACUCAGGGGCUCUUUAGCUGGUGAAAAUCACAUAUCCUUAUACUUACAGAGAUUGGGCAGUGGGGUAGUGGUUUGCUGUGCCAACUGUGAAUCAGAAAUGUUUUCCUCCUCUACCCUCUCAACAGCCUCAUCACACUUUCUCUCUUUCAUUUAGCUGCAUGAUCGUCAUCACAAAUUCCUUUUGGGAGUCAGUCAGACAAAAUGUGGACUAUGGUUCAUAGUCUUAUGUACACUGAACAAAAAUAUAAACGCAACAUGUAAAGUGUUGGUCCCAUGUUUCAUGAGCUGAAAUAAAAAAUCCCAUAAAUGUUCCAUACGCACAAAAAGCUUAUUUCUCUCAAAGUUUGUGCACAAUUUUGUUUACAUCCCUAUUGGUGCAUUUCUCUUUUGCCAAGAUAAUCCAUCCACCACCUGACAGGUGUGGCAUAUCAAGAAGCUGAUUAAACAGCAUGAUCAUUACACAGGUGCACCUUGUGCUGGGGACAAUAAAAGGCCAUAUGCAUUUUUGUUGCACAACACAAUGCCACAGAUGUGUCAAGUUUUGAGGGAGCGUGCAAUUGGCAUGCUGACUGCAGGAAUGUCCACCAGAGCUGUUGCCAGAAAAUGUUAUGUUCAUUUCUCUACCAUAAGCCGUCGUUUUAGAGAAUUUGGCAGUAUGUCCAACCGGCCUCACAACCGCAGACCACGGGUAACCACGCCAGCCCAGGACCUCCACAUCCGGCUUCUUCACCUGCGGGAUUGUGUAGGGGGGUGGGGGGGUGCUGAGGAGUAUUUCUGUCUGUAAUAAAGCCCUUUUGUGGGGUAAAACUCAUUCUGAUUGGCUGGGCCUGGCUCCCAAGAGGUGGGCCUAUGCCCUCCCAGGCCCACCCAUGGCUGCACCCCUGCCCAGUUAUGUGAAAUCCAUAGAUUAGGGCCUAAUGAAUUUAUCUCAAUUGACUGAUUUCCUUAAAGGAACUGUAACUCAGUAAAAUCGUUGAAAUUGUUGCUUGUUGCGUUUUAUAUUUUUGUUCAGUAUAAAUAUUUUAAUCUAUAAUAUAGUUAUGUUCUAGCAAUUUAAUAAUGCUCUCUCUCUUCUCCAAUUUAGCUAUUGGUAGUUCAGCAACAUUAAAGGAGAUUCAAAUCAACUGUAGGCUAUGCUGAAAGAGCUGUCCCUAAUCAGAAACACUACAGCAUGUAGACUUUGUCACUCUAACAGAAACUGAUACAGGUGUCAUGUGUUGUCAGGUUGUGGACACAGUGUGUGUUCCUGCCUGCCAGAGACACUUUGUCAUGAGGUUGAGGCUCCACUAGUUACAGCCAUGCACAUGGUGACAUCUUAGCCAAUGAGGGCAGGAUUUUUCUUCUCUUGACUAUGCCCUUGUCAACCCUCUACACUCUUAGAAAAAAGGGUUCCAAAAGGGUUCUUCAGCUGUCCCCAUAGGAGAACCCUUUUUGGUUCCAGGUAGAACCCUUUUUGGUUUCAGGAACCAAAAAGGUUCUACCUCUGACCAAAAAAGGUUAUUCAAAGGGUUCUCCUAUGGGGACAGCCGAAUAACCAUUUUAGGUUCUAGAUGAAACCUUUUUUUCUAAGAGUGUACUCAAAGACGUGUCAUGAACCCCCCUCUCCUCUCCUCUCCUCUCCUCUCCUCUCCUCUCCUCUCCUCUCCUGAUUUUCUCUCCUCCUCUCCUCUCCUCUCUCCUCUCCUCCUCUCCUCUCCUCCUCUCCUCUCCCUGCAGGAUGAGUUUGACAAGCUGCGUCCGCUCUGCUACACCAACGCAGACAUCUUCCUGCUGUGCUUCAGCGUCGUCAGCCCCUCCUCCUUCCAGAAUGUAACAGAGAAAUGGGUGCCGGAGAUUCGCCGGCACUGCCCGCAGGCGCCGGUGGUUCUGGUGGGCACCCAGUCGGACCUGCGGGAGGAUGUUAAUGUUCUGAUCGAGCUGGCCAAGUAUAAAGAGAGGCCAGUCGAGCCCCAGGAGGCCCAGCAGUGUGCCGAGGACAUGAGGGCCGUGUCACACAUGGAAUGCUCCUCACUCACCCAGAAGAACCUCAAAGAGGUGUUUGACGCAGCCAUCGUGGCCAGCAUCCAGCACUCUGACAGUCAGCAGCAGCAUAGACUGAAAAAACGGACUCCAGACAAGAUGAAGAAGCUUUCUAAAUCAUGGUGGAAGAAGUACUGUUGCGUGGCUUAG
Coregonus sp. 'balchen' is the source of this 5143-nucleotide messenger RNA. Lineage: Eukaryota; Metazoa; Chordata; Actinopteri; Salmoniformes; Salmonidae. The record is from the annotation of a GenBank genome assembly.